Molecule: messenger RNA, 1679 nt
Organism: Aspergillus nidulans FGSC A4
Lineage: Eukaryota; Fungi; Ascomycota; Eurotiomycetes; Eurotiales; Aspergillaceae
Product: cystathionine gamma-lyase CYS3
Exons: 4
Coding region: 215-1474 (419 amino acids)
Biological process (GO): transsulfuration
Molecular function (GO): pyridoxal phosphate binding
Source: RefSeq, a predicted model, not a curated record
AAAAGAUUAUCAUUACAAAUCAGCGGUCGCAAAUACUUUGUAGUACAUAUAACCUGAAGCCGUUACCAGCCAUCGAGCGCUGGACAUCAUUUUGUUAUCGUUUGACACAUCUGCUGGCCAAGGGGUAGACCGCCAUUGCAUUCUUUAGCGCCUCGAUCCCUUUAUUUUUCUUAUUUGAGAGCUCCUUGGGGUUUCUUUUCUCAGUCCCGUGACGAUGACGAUGAUGGCGGGACAUCCAGAUCUCCCCUCCAACGGCCAGAACGGCGACUCGAACACACAUCAGCAGCGCCAAUUUGCGACUCUGGCCGUCCAUGCUGGAGCUCCUCACGAUCCCACCACUGGAGCUGUUAUCGCACCGAUAUCCCUGUCUACAACGUUCGCACAGGAAAGUGUUGGUAAGCCGGUAGGGCUGUACGAAUACACUCGAAGCUCGAAUCCCAAUCGAGACAAUUUUGAAGAGGCGGUUGCUUCGCUCGAGCACGCGAAAUAUGCACUAGCAUUCUCCUCCGGAUCUGCGACGACGGCAACCAUUCUCCACUCGUUAGCUCCUGGCUCGCAUGUCGUUUCCGUCUCAGAUGUAUAUGGAGGAACACACAGAUAUUUCACCAAGGUUGCCGCGGCACAUGGCGUCAAUGUGUCAUUCUCCUCGUGCUUGGAAUUGGACGUGGAGAAGCUGAUCCGGCCAAACGAGACUAAACUUGUCUGGAUUGAGACUCCUUCGAACCCUACCCUAGCGCUGGUUGAUAUCCGCAAAGUUGCCGCGGUUGCGCAUCGCCAUGGCGUUCUGGUUGUGGUCGAUAAUACCUUCAUGAGCCCUUACGUUCAGAAUCCAUUGGAUCACGGUGCUGAUGUGGUGAUUCACUCCGUUACGAAGUACAUUAACGGCCAUUCCGAUGUUCUGAUGGGUGUUGCAGCCUUCAAUUCGGACGAAUUGAAAGAGCGCUUUACGUUCCUCCAGAAUGCCAUUGGGGCUGUACCAUCUCCAUUCGAUUGCUGGCUGGCUCACCGUGGUCUCAAAACACUGCAUUUGCGUGCGCGAGAAGCCACAGCCAACGCCACGGCUGUUGCUCUAGCACUCGAAUCUUCACCUCACGUCAUAUCUGUGAAUUACCCUGGACUCAACUCUCAUCCGAACCGUGAAAUCGCCGUCAAGCAGCAUCGCAAGGGCAUGGGAGGCGGCAUGCUGAGUUUCCGGAUCAAGGGAGGUCACAAGGCCGCCCAUCUGUUCUGUGAAUAUACCAAGAUCUUCACACUUGCAGAGAGCUUAGGUGGUGUAGAGAGUCUCUGCGAAGUUCCUUCAAGCAUGACCCAUGCUGGAAUUCCCAAAGAAGAGCGAGAAGCUGCUGGUGUUUACGAUGACUUGGUCCGCAUGAGCUGCGGAAUUGAAGAUGUUGAGGACCUGACGGCUGAUACAAUGCAGGCACUUGAGAGGGCUGUGGCUGCAAGCCAGGCGCUGGAGAACGGAAGUGCUUGAUUUCGACCAAGUAAACUUGACGACGGUAGAGCAAUAGAGCCUUUUCUGAUAGAAUAACUCAUGUCGUUUACGAAGUCAAACUCAACGGGACAGAAAAUGUAACAGCACUUUGGCAUGGAUUUGACUGAACAUUUUCAACCACAUGAUAGAAUCCCUGAGUUUUGUUAGUAGUGCUUCUAUGGAAGCUCAAUUCAUCCUUAUGAUU